UAGAGCGACAGAAAAAAAGAAAAAAGAAAGAAAGAACUUUCCUGGUAAUGACGGUUUACCUUUUAUUCCGGGAAUGCAUUACAGUUGAGUUGAUAAUAAAGUCUUGCAUGUAAAUUACACAAAAAAAAAAAAAAAAAGCAUUCUUGCCAUUAUGAUCAAUUUAUUAUUAUUUCAUUCCUCGUGAAUAAUUAUAUCAUCACAUUAAUGCUGAUGUCCUGCUAGCGUUUAUCUAGCUACCACCAAUUCCCAAUAGUACCAUGAAAAUAACUGGUAUAGCAAGGUGAAGAUAACCAUGGCUUGUAAGCAAGAAUAGUGUUGGGUGCAUGUAACAAGAGUUUCUAUUUUUUCUUGUUUUGGUGAAAGAAGAUUAAGAAGAAGGAGGAGGAGGAGGAGGAGGAGGAGGAGGAAGCAGAUAGCAUGGCGGAGAGUAUAGUGUCGUUUGUUGAGGAAAGGCUUGGCGACCUUAUAAUUAGAGAAGCAACACUUAUAGAAGGGGCGAGAGAGCAAAUCAAGAAGAUGCAAAUCGAAUUAAGGCGCAUGAAGUGCUUCUUAGAAGACGCAGACAAAAGGCAAAACGAAGAUGAGAGUGUUCAAAAUUGGGUUUCAGAGAUUCGGGAUGCUGCUUACGAUGCUCAGGAUGCAAUAGAAGCUUUCACCCUUGAUGAAAUGCUGUCCAAGAAGAGAGAAAAUGUGUUCAAGAGGUCGUUUGCUUUUCUCAAAGAACCCAUCAAACUUCACAAAGUGGGGUCCGAGAUUGAAGCCAUUAAAGCCAGAAUCGCGGAGCUCUCCCAAAGCUUACAAACUUAUGGUGUGAAUGCUGCGAGAGAAGAAGGCUCCACCUCAGCGAACCUGCACAGGCAAAGGCAAAAGCAAUUGAGAUGGUCUUAUUCCCACAAUCUGGAAGAGUAUAUUGUGGGGUUGGACGAAAACAUAAAACAAGUAGUUUCAGAGCUGGUGAAGGAAAAAAGUGGCAGUAUAUCUGCGUCCAUAUGCGGGAUGGGUGGUCUAGGCAAGACCACUCUUGCCAAGAAAGUGUUUCACCACAGUAGCGUUAGGCGGCAUUUUGAAGGUUUUGCUUGGGCUUAUGUGUCUCAAGAUUGCAAAAGAAAAGAUGUUUGGGAAGGAAUUUUGCUAAGUAUUUCCUCGCCAUCGAAAGACGAGAGGGAUCAGAUAAUGAAAAUGAGAGAGGACGAGCUGCCAAAGAAGCUUAAUCAAGUUCUGGAAGAGAAAAGGUGUUUGGUCGUGCUGGACGAUAUUUGGGACGCCGAGGCAUGGGAUAUUCUUUCUCCUGCCUUCCCAAAAGCAAUGAGGAGCAGCAAAAUGUUACUAACAACUCGGAACAGAGAUGUAGCAUUGCAUGUUGAUCCAAAAGGAUUUCUACAUGAACCGCGCUGUUUAAAUGAAGAAGACAGUUGGGACUUGUUUCAGAAGAAGGCAUUUUCAAGAAGACAUCCAGACCCCAGAACUUGCGAAGAGAUGGAGAAGUUAGGGAGGGACAUGGUGGCGAGGUGUGGUGGUUUACCGUUGGCUAUCAACGUGCUUGGAGGACUUUUGGCAACCAAAGAAACACUGAGUGAGUGGCAUACGGUGCACAGAAGUAAUAUAAAAUCGUAUUUAAGGAGAGGCGCCGCCCAAGGACAACAAUCAACCGUUCACGAUGUAUUGGCUUUGAGCUACCAUGAAUUGCCUCACCAAUUGAAACCCUGUUUCCUCUAUCUCUGCCAGUUUCCAGAGGACUACGAAAUCCCAAAAAAGAAAUUGAUUCGAUUGUGGGUGGCGGAAGGCUUUGUGUCGCCCAGAUACGAGCAUGAGGGAGAGACGUUGGAAGAUGUUGCAGAACACUACUUGGCUGAUUUGGUAAAUAGAUGCAUGGCUCAAGUGGGUGUGAUUGGGGCAAGUGGGAGGAUCAAAUCCUGCCGCCUCCACGAUCUUAUGCGCGACCUCUGCUUGUCAAAGGCAAAACAGGAGAAUUUUCUCCACAUUGUAACUCAUUCUGAUCACGCAGCUGCCAAUCCUUUGACGUCAUCAACUGGUAAAAUCCGAAGACUAGCCAUAUUUUCUGACCCUGAUUUUUUCCCAGAAAAUUACAAAGAUCAUCCUCAGAUCAGGUCCCUUUUAUACUUCAUUAAAGAUAACAGCUCAAUCAAUUCUGUGCCCAAGUGCUUCAAAUUGCUUAGAGUUUUGGAUCUGGAAGGAAGCAAGAUGGCGCCGGAAGGGGAGUUACCUGAGAAAAUAGGAACACUGAUUCAUUUGAGGUUCUUGAGCUUAAAGAAAACUGGUAUCCGGGAGUUCCCUCCUUCCAUAGGCAAUUUGCUGUGCUUGGAGACCCUGAAUCUGGAAACCAUUGACGAAUUUAGCUGGGAAUCGACUGUAGUAAUCCCGACUGUGAUAUGGACGAUGGAGCAGUUGAGACAUUUGUAUCUUCCCAAGUGGUGUGACUAUUCAACUGAUGAUAAUAAGCUGUCACUCACAAAUCUGACCAACUUGCUGACACUUGUAAACUUUCCUGCAAACAAAUGUGAAGUGAGCGAUCUUCUAAGUUUGACCAGUCUUAGAAAAUUGGUGCUAAAUGAGCCACGGCACUUCCAAGAGUUCGGGGAAAUCUUCAAUCGCCCCAACGGUAAAUAUUUAAACAGCCUUCGGUCCUUGUCGAUGAAGACUGAAUUGCUUUCAUUCCCUGACAUCGUAGUAAAUGUACCGCAAGUCGUACGAGGUUGUCCUCUUCUUAGCAAGCUACACGUGGAAGGGCGGAUACAGAAGCUGCCGGAUUACAACCAUCCAUACCUCAUCAAGUUGAGUUUGUGGGGAUCGAAACUUGUGGAAGACCCGAUGCCUAUUCUGGAGAAGCUGCCGAUUUUGAGAUACCUGAACGGAUGGGAUGCUUUCGCGGGGAAGAAAAUGGUUUGCUCGAAAGAUGGUUUUCCUAAACUGAAAACAUUAGUCUUGCGGGGGUUUCCUAGUUUAGAGGAGUGGACGGUGGAGGAAGGUGCCAUGCCCUGUCUUUUCCGUUUGGAGAUUUUACAAUGCAGCAAGUUGAAGUCGGUUCCAGAUGGACUGAGGUUUGUGAGGGCCCUCCAGGAACUGGAGUUUCGAUGGAUGCCAAUAGCAUUCAAACAUAGACUUGAAAAAAAAGGAGAGGAUUUCAGCCAAGUCCAGCACGUGCCUUCCAUUGUUUUUCUCUGAAUUGAGAAUUUGGAGUACUAAUUAAGGUUGAUCAUCAGCUGAAAAGGACUUGAGGAUCGUUGAAUUGAUGCUAGCUGUCAUGGUCUACAUCAUUGGAAGGAAAGAAACUCUAGACUUUUUUGCUGGAAAUGUAGAGAUUUGGCUAUUUGUUUGUAUGGACAUUGUUCUGCUUAAUUGUUAGGCUUCGGAGAGAUCAACUCCCUCUCCUAUGAGUCUAAUUAUGCCAAUAGAAGGUUGGGCAGGAUCGAUGGUUCUGAUGAUGUUUUCCAACUCAAAUACUCCUGCUUUUAUAUAUGUUUGUUUGUGCU
Messenger RNA from Corylus avellana, 3491 nucleotides. Its product is annotated as NB-ARC domain-containing disease resistance protein. Gene Ontology annotation, biological process: defense response to other organism. The record is from RefSeq and is a predicted model, not a curated record. Gene Ontology annotation, molecular function: ADP binding. Lineage: Eukaryota; Viridiplantae; Streptophyta; Magnoliopsida; Fagales; Betulaceae.